Trichoderma aggressivum f. europaeum is the source of this 978-nucleotide messenger RNA. Its product is annotated as CAZyme family CE16. Gene Ontology annotation, molecular function: hydrolase activity, acting on ester bonds. The transcript has a single exon. The coding region runs from base 1 to 978 and encodes 325 amino acids. Lineage: Eukaryota; Fungi; Ascomycota; Sordariomycetes; Hypocreales; Hypocreaceae. The record is from RefSeq and is a predicted model, not a curated record.
AUGGUUUACCGUAUCCCCUGCCAAGGAAGUAAAUCUCCAAUGAUGAGAUCAAUUUUGUUAGUCUCCGGCUUUGUUGCGGCCCUCAACGCUGCAUCUCUACAUCCCAAAUCGAACUUCAAAUUUCUCGUCACAUUUGGAGAUAGUUAUACGGACAACGGUCGGCUCAAUUAUUAUGGCUCUCAUCAGGCCCAUGGACCACCACCAGGAGUGCUGCCAGCUGAGACCAACGUCACUGCUAGCGGAGGUUUGACGUGGCCUCAAUAUGUUAGAAGCAGCACCGGCGCCACUCUUUACGAUUAUGCUAUAUCUGGUGCUACAUGUGACAACAACAAUGUGGCACGAUGGGCGGGAUUCCUCAAUGCGAACUUCCCAUCAAUUAUCACAGAUGAGAUACCCUCAUUCAAGAAGGAUCGCAAGACAGCUUUAUAUCGUGGUGUGACUGCGGCAAAUACCGUCUAUGCGCUGUGGAUAGGCACAAACGACUUGAGUUAUACUGGCAUCCUUAGCGACUCACAAGUAGCCGGAACAAAUAUCACCACUUACAUCAAUUGUCUUUGGUCCACCUUUGACGCAAUAUACGCAACCGGUGGUCGGCGCUUCGUUUUACUCAAUCUAAACGCUUUGCAGCUUGCAGGGCUAUACCGACCCCAGUCUGAUGGAGGAGCAGGAGACAACCAGUUCUGGCAAAACAAGACGCUAUACAACCAGACAGAGUACGCCCAAAAGAUGCUCGAAUACACUACGUCGGCAAACACAAUAAUUGACUAUGGGGUUCCGUUCCAUUUGCUCGUAAAAAACCGCUGGCCAGGUGCUAAGGUCGCAGUAUUCGACAUACACAGCUUCAUCACUGAAAUCUACAAUAAGCCGAAGAACUUUUUGGAGCCGCCACACAAUGUGAAAGGGUUCUUUCAUCAUUGCGACGUAAACGGUGCAAAUUGCGUGGAUGGCCCGGAUUCACUCGAUUCCUAUCUCUGGUAA